AUGAGAGCAAAGUGGAAUGAGACCAUUAGGCUCUUCCGUGGUGGAAUGCCAAUCAGACGUCACUGGGCUCAUUUCAGGAGUUACGAUCACAGUUUCACAGGAGCCGAGGCUGUCGAUUUCCUCCACGAACUGCUCAGACAAAACCAGAACUUCGGACCGGAGGUGACGCGCUACCAAACGCUCCAGUUACUCCGAAAAUUCCUCAAAAAUCACGUCAUCGAGGACGUCAAAGGCCGAUUUGGUAAAGAGGACUUCGAGGACAGUGGACAUUUAUACAGAUUUCCCCCACAAUCACCUCUAAAGCCCGUUCCUGUGCGUCUACCUGUAAGAGAUCACCGCUCAGUACCCAGAAUCCCACGCUGGGACGAUUAUGAGGAGAUAGCAGUGCCGGAGAAGAUCCCAAUAAAGCCUCUUAUGAAUUCCGAGUCGUGGAAUAAGAGGCACAGCAUCGCCAUCGGUGAAGUUCCUGAUUGCCGUUUAAUCCGGAGGAGAGAAUUAACCCCGAAACACAUGGACCAGAUAUGGAAGUCAAUGACACUAACACAUUUACAGACUGUUUUGGGUCUCCAGUCUCUGGACGGAGUUUUAGAUGCCAAACUUCUGAGCCCGAAGCACAUCGUUCACAAUGUGUUUGGUGUUAAUAAGCAGGGGAUUGUUGUGCUGAAGAACAAAACAGAGGACUUGCCUCAUUGGGUGUUAUCUGCAAUGAAAUGCCUGGCAAACUGGCCCAAUGGCAGUGAGGCCAGGCAGCCCAUGUAUCCAGGGUUUGAGAGAGACGUCUUCAGGACAGUGGCAGAACAUUUUCAGAGACUGAAAGAGCCACUUUUGACUUUCCAUCUGUAUGAAAUAUUUGUCAGUAUUUUGGGGCUUCUGCAGCGGCAGUCGGUUGCGGUUGAAGCGCUGCAGGUCUGCGGCCUCCUGCUGCCUCCAGCCAACCAUCGUAAACUGCAGCUGUUAAUGCGUCUGAUGGCUAAAGUCUGUGCCAACCCCUCUCUCCCACCUCUGAACGACACCAUAGGAGCACGUACCCUGAUGGUCCAGACCUUCUCGCGGUGCAUUCUGGGAUCUGCGGAUGAGGUGGACUUGGACGAGCUGUUGGCCGCCAAGCUGGUCACGUUUAUGAUUGAUAACCACGACAGUGUGCUAAAGGUGCCAUCCAACCUGCGAAAAUCUGUCGAGGAGCAUCUGUCUCACCUCAGAAGAGCCCAGAUAAAGUACGCUGGGACAGACACGGACACCUCCAUGGCGUCUCCACCUCACUCGUUCUGCAGACAGAUCAGCAGAGAGGAGUUUGAGCUGCAGAGGGUCUCUGGAUCUCAAGGAGCCAUGGUGGAACUACUGGAGAACAUCAUAGAAGACAAGAACAUGUCUAUCAAAGACAAGAAGAAGAAGCUGAAGCAGUUCCAGAGAUCUCACCCUGACAUCUACCGUAGACGCUUUCCCACCGCUGAAAGCGAGGCGGCGGUUUUCCCAGAGAGACCCCAGAGACUCAAACCUCAGCUGAUGUUCCUCACGCUGAAAAAACCCUUCCAGCCCUUCCAGAGGAGCUGGAGCUUUCGGGCUUGAGUCAGCGCUCAGAGUGCUCAGUUUGACGCUAGGGACGACCGUGUUAAGUAUUAUUAUCAAGGAGAGAUGUUACUGAAUAUUAAAGGUUGCAUUCUGCUAGGACAUCCUGAAUCUAAAUAACACUAAAUUCACCUCAUCAGUGAUCAGAUGGAUUAAAUAAAGUAUAAUGCUGUGCAUUGGAGCCUUUUAGGACAAGAAAGAAGACAUUACAGGCAAAACCACUG
This is a messenger RNA of Sinocyclocheilus anshuiensis, 1790 nucleotides long. Its product is annotated as DEP domain-containing protein 1B-like. Lineage: Eukaryota; Metazoa; Chordata; Actinopteri; Cypriniformes; Cyprinidae. The coding region runs from base 1 to 1566 and encodes 521 amino acids. The record is from RefSeq and is a predicted model, not a curated record. Gene Ontology annotation, biological process: intracellular signal transduction. The transcript has 11 exons.